Paramecium sonneborni is the source of this 518-nucleotide messenger RNA. The record is from the annotation of a GenBank genome assembly. Lineage: Eukaryota; Ciliophora; Oligohymenophorea; Peniculida; Parameciidae.
AUGAAAUCAGAUAGUCCUCGUUUCAGAGCUGCCUUAUUACAUUCUAUUGAAUAAGAAAGAACCAAAAAAUUAAUUGACUUUAAUGAACUUCUUAAAGAUAAUGAACUUACCUAUCUCAAAUUUGCAUUCAAAACCGAAGAAAGAUAAGAAAAUAUUUAUAUCAAACAAUUUUAAAAAGCCACUAAUUUCCAGAGAACAGGUUUCAUAUUUUUUAUAUUUAACCUCAAGGAACUAUGAAUAUUUGUGAUCUCUGGUCAAAUGCUUAAAUCAAUAGGUAUUUAGAUAUUUCUAGAUUUACCAAAGAUAAAUUCUUGUUACAAAAACUAGCUAAAUAAAAUAAUAAAUUCACAUACAUUCGAAAACCCACUCAUUAUCUCUCCUAAACUCCUAGACCAGAACCUGUACAAAAAAAAGAUCUCAAAUCUAUCAUUUCAGAAUUAAAUCUAUUGCAUGAAUAAAAUAAAAAACUUAGAUCUCAAAUUAAUCGCAAAAUUUAUUGUAAAACAGUCUAAUGCUGA